Messenger RNA from Gavia stellata (red-throated loon), 558 nucleotides. It is a transcript of the gene SCX, whose product is annotated as scleraxis bHLH transcription factor. Gene Ontology annotation, biological process: regulation of transcription by RNA polymerase II; developmental process. Gene Ontology annotation, molecular function: DNA-binding transcription factor activity, RNA polymerase II-specific; protein dimerization activity; RNA polymerase II transcription regulatory region sequence-specific DNA binding. The coding region runs from base 1 to 558 and encodes 185 amino acids. The record is from RefSeq and is a predicted model, not a curated record. NCBI's taxonomy places the organism in Eukaryota, Metazoa, Chordata, Aves, Gaviiformes, Gaviidae. The transcript is spliced from 2 exons.
AUGUCCUUUGCCAUGCUGCGCUCGGCCCCCAGCCGGUACCUGUACCCCGAGAUCAGCAUGCUGUCCGAGGACGAGGAGAACGGCAGCGAGAGCUCCGGCUCCGACGAGAAGCCCUACCACCUGGACGCCGACGGCUACGGCAUCAAGGCCAGCAAGCGCAGGAGCGGCAAGAAACCCAACCGGAUCAACAGGGAGCCCCGGCAGCGUCACACGGCCAACGCGCGGGAGCGUGACCGCACCAACAGCGUCAACACCGCCUUCACCGCCCUCCGCACGCUCAUCCCCACCGAGCCGGCCGACAGAAAGCUCUCCAAGAUCGAGACCUUGAGACUGGCCUCCAGCUACAUCUCCCACCUGGGGAACGUGCUGCUGGUGGGGGAGGCGUGCGGGGACGGGCAGCCCUGCCACACCACCCCUGCCUUCUACCACCACGGCGGCAGCAGCCCCCCCGCGCGCGACACCGAGAACUCCCAGCCCAAACAGAUCUGCACUUUCUGCCUCAGCAACCAGAGGAAGCUGAGUAAAGACCGAGACAGGAAGACGGCGAUUCGGAGCUAG